Lytechinus pictus (painted urchin) is the source of this 4249-nucleotide messenger RNA. RefSeq names its product lactosylceramide alpha-2,3-sialyltransferase-like. NCBI's taxonomy places the organism in Eukaryota, Metazoa, Echinodermata, Echinoidea, Temnopleuroida, Toxopneustidae. The coding region runs from base 35 to 1381 and encodes 448 amino acids. The transcript has 8 exons. The record is from RefSeq and is a predicted model, not a curated record. Gene Ontology annotation, molecular function: sialyltransferase activity.
GGGGAGUUACGGCAGUGGUAACGAUUGCUGAAUCAUGAGGGUGAGUCUCAUGCAAAUAAUAUUCCUCUUCGGAUCUAUGUUUCUAACGACAUGCUUCGUCAUCUUCAUUAACUACCCAAUAUCUGAUGGGACUAGAGAGGACGAGCGAACUGUAGAUAGACUUCGCAGAUUGAAUACACUUGAACACCGAAUCUUAGGAGGACGUUUGUUGCAAGUAUCUCAGCUGAAAGGACAAGAAUACAUAUUCUCGAACAAAACCUCGAUCGACAAAAAUAUAACAAAAAGCAUCAAAGGAGAAGAGCCUCCUAAUCCUCACAACAACAUUAAAAGUGAAGAGGCGAGCAUCAAAGGAGAAGAGCUUCCUAAACCUCACAACAACAUUAAAAGUGAAGAGGCGCCCAAACUUGACAACAGGAUCAAAUAUGAAAAGGCACCAAAACAUGACAACAGCGUCAAACAUGAAGAGACAUCAAAACUUGAAAACAGCGUUAAAACAUGCAAACACCAGAGGGCGCCAGAUCGCAUGGAGAACUUGUUUGGGGAACAGUUCAAUCGAAGCUUUACCCCAUUCAUGACAUUAUCAUCAUUACAGUCUGCUAGCUCCACCAGAUAUUCUCUUCCUUUUGGUUUCCGUCGAUUAGAAGGAGCAACAAGGUCUCUUCUUGAAAAAUUACCCGAUACGGAUAUUCCGGCAGAUAUCAGAAAGUUGUCCUGUCGUCGGUGUAUUGUGAUCGGGAAUGGAGGUUUAAUGAAAGGGGCCCAGCUUGGUAGUGAGAUAGACAAAUACGACGCGGUAUUCAGAUUGAAUACAGCACCCAUCAAGGGAUACGAAACUGAUGUUGGGACGAAAACCACAGUACGAAUUGUCUAUCCCGAGAGCUCGGUUCUCAGCCCGGAUGUCUACGCUCAGGACUGGACUUUGCUUGUCGUUGCAUUCAAACAGAUCGACCUUCAGUGGAUCGACUACAUCAUAGAAGGUCGCGACUUGAAAAAACUAAAGGGAUUCUGGCACCCGACUGCGGAUUUUGUACCGAAACCAAGGAAGGAUCUUCGAAUAUUUAAUCCAGCAAUCAUAUCAGAACUUUCGGCUAAUCUCAUUGGAUUUAAAAUAGCGAAGGGCAAAAUGGAUAAGAAUGUACCAACGACGGGUUCAAUGGCAAUCAUGGUGGCGCUGAGGUUCUGCGACGAGAUAUCAGUGGCAGGGUUCGGCUACGAUAUCAAACGCCCUGAUACACCGAUCCAUUACUACAGCUCAGAGAAAACCAAAUCCAUUAUGUCAUCGUUUACCCACGGAAUCAACCUCGAGAAGAAGUUCCUUCACAAACUGGUCAAGCAAGGAAUCAUCAAUGAUCUUACAGGAGGUCUACGGAACCAACUCUAGACCAAUUUGUCCAUUAUUUUUUAUACCACCAGCAGCCGAUCAACGCAGGACUACGAUUCACUGCUGGUAGAAAUCGCAAUCCGCGCAAUCAGGUGCUUGAUGGAAAUUUCAAAAAGUGCGCGCAGUCAUCCAAAUUAAGAAUUGUAUUUUAUUGUGGAAUAUUUGAUUUGGUUUGAUAGAGGUGGUUAUUUGCCAUAUUGCAAACAAGCAAUAAAUUACAAAAGCGUAAAGUGGACAACCAUUGCACAAUUUUAUUUGAUAAAAGUUUCUCCAAGCAUGCCAAGUGGGAUCUGCAUAAUUGUGAUAAUCCCUAGCACAUGCGUAUCGACCUGGUUGUUUCCCUGUUUUAUGAUGACGAUUAUUUAUGAUGAAAAUAGUUACAUUCCUUUUUUAUUACAUGCAUACGCUUUCACACGACAAAGUCAUGUGACAAUAUGUUGUAAGAUGUUUUAUCUAGCAAUGUGUAUAUUUGAAAUAGUUCGUGAAAUAAAGGCUUGCCAAUAAAGUUAAGAAUAUAUUUUUAAUAAUUAAUCUUUGUUUUCAAAUAUUAUUUUAUAAAUUGGAAUAAUUUAUAUGCAUGAUCAAAUUAAGAUAAAACAAUUAUCUGCAAAUUACGCCACCGAUGCUCUCGGUCUUGCCUUUCAUUUACGUGCUAAAUUUCAGUUAUUGAAAAAAAUGCCCUUUCCAAAUUCGACUGUUCGAUCACUCAGCAAUAAUCAGUACUUUGGUUAAUUGUACAAAGUAAAUGUUAAAUUAACUCUUGCCUGUUUGUUGUAUAUUUAUCAAUGACUGUGUUUGAAAUUAUAAACUAUAGUAUCUACUUUCUAUUAUGUAUAAUGCCAUGCCUUCAGAAACACCAAACGUAUCUUAUAUUCCCGGUUAUAAUUCUCCUCCUCCGUCUCCACCUCCUCGAUCUUCACUCUUCUUCUACUGCUGCUGCUGCUUCUUCUCCUCCUCCUCCUCUUUCUCCUCCUUUCUCUUCUUUAUUGUUUCUACUAUCUUUCCUCAAGGUUUGAAUACUAUUGUGUUUUAUAUUAUUUUAGAUGUACAUUAUAAGAUAAGAUGUAAAAUGUAGCGACCGGGAAAUAUAUAGCAAUAUCGCCCCCUUGUGCUCAGGUCAUUCAGGUUGCAUUCGUCGAGGCCGCACGGGCCUAUUGACAAUGGGUAGGCAAAAUAUAUUAAUUCGAGCCAACCAAUUCCAUUUUUGUUAAAUUUUGAUAUAGCUGAUCAACAAAGUGUAUGAAUAUGAUUGUCCAUCUAACACUGAUUCUAUGGAGGGUAACUACUGAACUUCCUUUUUUCUAAAUUGGGAAGAAAUAUCACCAAGUUUGGAAGUAUAUUUGACUGGCGGAAGGAUUGGGGUUAUUUCCGGUUUCAGGUGAUGAAUUUGAUCUCUCAUGAGAUGUCUUCAUAAUGUCGAUUUAUUUUGUAAAUGAGCCAGUCGAGAGACCUUUUUUUCUGGUCAGAUAUGGAUUGUCAGAUAUAGAUCCUAUCCACUGGUAGCAAACAUUUGAGCCCUGAAUUUCAUCCUUAUUUUCAUGAUUAAAGUGCCACUUUAACACACGAGUCUCUGAGAAAUAUCUUAGGCCCGUGAGACCUCGAAGUCUUUGACCAUUGUGCAUACUAUCUGUGAUAUCUUCAUAAGCAUAUUGUAUUAUUUCUAUAUUUUUCCCUUGGGGGGGGGGGGGGCAAUUACCUUGAUUUUGCUCUGCUGUAUUUACUCUUCUGGGAAUAUACACCUGUUUUAUUUUUUCACUGUCAUGUAUCAAAUGAAACGAAUGUAGGAAUGCGAUGAUUUGGCCAUGAUACAUUAAAGCAAAAACUACAUUUUAGGACUAGCAUGUUGAUUAGGUUGAGGCUGUUGUACCCCCCCCCCCCCGGAGAAAAGAAAUUAUAAAUUGCAACCGACUUCCUGUUUUGAUAAUGAAACUUUCAAUAUUUGAGUCUAUUUCUACGGUUAUUCUGUGUUAUGCUAUAAUUGUUUUUUCUAUAUCUCUGUAAAUGUGGUAGUGCUACAAAUCAUUAACAUAAUUAUUAUAGCCGCACUACCGGAAGCGAAUUUGAUAUUUAUUGGAAUACAACAAGCAUACAUAUUUCCCUCAUUAUGGUGUUGAGUGCACUCAUAGAGAGAGAUAUAUAUACUUGUAUAGACUGUUUCAGAGUUUGAACGAAUUAAGAGCAGACUCGGGGCCUGAUUAUUUAUUUUUAGACACAUUUUACCAGUAAAAAGUGAUGGUAUGUAAUUCAAUAUGUUACUAUUCACUCAUGGAAACUCAACUUUUUAAUGUUUAGAAGCAGAGGGCCUUUGGAAUAAAAUAUGUGUAAUCAGUGGGAUCCAGGAUUUUCCAAAAUGGGGGCACAUUUUCCGAGGAAAAAUUUUACAAGCCAAAAAAAAAAUGAAAAUAUAGAUUUUUUUAAAAUGUGCCUUCCUUACAUACCUCUCGUAGUACAGAGAUAUGAAUUUGACAUGUGCCAAAGUGAACGAAUUAUUUGCGAGGAUUGCCAAAAAAACCAAGUUUACUGAAAUAAUAGGCCUACCAAAAUGGUAAACGAGUGGCUUUGUUUUUAAAUCGUUCGUAUUGUAAAUACAAUGUAGCAGAUUAUAUUUCGUGUUACAAUAAAUCUAGAGUCGAUUUAUUUUUUUUAAUAUGUAUAUAUUUUUACAAAGUAAAUGUCACCCGAUCUUUCAUCUUGAUUUGGAUUAUACAUUAUUUUUAGUGGAUGUUUCAUAAAGAUGUCCAUAAGCUAUGCUCGACUGUACUCACGACUGGUCCUUUACCUGUGCUAAUUGAGGUGCCUUAUAGUCGGGGGCGGCACCUCGGGGGCAGGAGGCGACCUCCCCUAACAUUUUUGAAGUAGUGCAAAACG